This is a messenger RNA of Apis laboriosa (Himalayan honeybee), 2984 nucleotides long. RefSeq names its product coiled-coil domain-containing protein 39 (gene Ccdc39). The coding region runs from base 105 to 2984 and encodes 959 amino acids. The transcript is spliced from 11 exons. Gene Ontology annotation, cellular component: axoneme. Gene Ontology annotation, biological process: inner dynein arm assembly; cilium movement; cilium-dependent cell motility. The record is from RefSeq and is a predicted model, not a curated record. Lineage: Eukaryota; Metazoa; Arthropoda; Insecta; Hymenoptera; Apidae.
UAAACGCUUCUUUUAUAUAUUAUAUCUUUGAUGAAUGAAUGCAUCUAUUUAUCUUUUAGAGACUUGUUUAAAAGACUUGUUUAAAAGAAGAAUUAAAGUUAAAUAUGACUACGAAUAAUAACAUCGAUGCAGUUUUAACUGAAUUAGGAUGGAAUAAUGGAUUUCGCAUACCCGUAGCAAAUGAAGAAAACAAACUAUUAGAAGAAGAAAUUGAAAAAAAAAUGAAGCUAAAAGAAAAUUUGAGCAUAAAACUUGAAUCAACAGAGGAAAGAAUUAAAAUGAUGAAAAAACAUAUUAACAAUUUAACGACAGAACAAAAUAUGAAUCAAAAACUUUUAACUAAUCACUCGGCGCAACUUAAAACCGAAGAUCAUAAUUACCGAUUAAGUUGUAAUACUGAAACAAGUCUUCGCCAAAAAGCGCGAAAUUUUCAAAAAGAAUGGAAAGAAGUAAAUGAGAUAGUAUCAAGCAUUGAAAAAGAAUUAGAAAAAAUGACGAAAAAGAUAGAAACGUCCAAAAAUGUUCUAAAGUAUGAUGAAAACAAUUUAAAAGAAUGGGAGGAAAUAUUAAAAGAAAAUGAAAAUAAUAAUGAAUUAAUAGAACAAUAUAUGAAAGAAGAUUUAAAAGAAUAUAAGGAACUGGAAUUAAAAAGGCAAAAGCUUAGCAAAGAAUUACAAACAUAUAAUGAUGCAAUGAUUAAAACAUCUAACGAAGCACAAGAAAUGGAAAUUAUUCUUAAUCGAACAACUACAUUAUACGAUCAAGCAUUGACAGAAUAUCGCCAAAUGUUUAAUCAAUGGAAAGAAAGCGUAAACAUAUUACAGCAAAAAAAUGAUGAUAUUAAAAAAAUCAUUCAAGAUAUUGAAGUAUUAAAUGAUAUUUCUCAAGAUAAAAAAAAAAUACUUCAAGAAUCUGAAAAAUUUUUAAAAGAACAAAUUGCAAAUAAUAAACAAAUUCAAGAUUCAAUUACAAAAUUAGAAAAAGAAUUUAGUUCUAUGAAAGAAGAACAAAUUAAACUGAAAGAAAUUAUUAACACAUGUGAAAAUCAGUCUCUUAUACAGAAAAAUAUAAUGAAAGAUUUAACCCAACGUGUGGAACAAGUAAGAACUGAUGUAAAACAUAAGAAAUUGCAAAUUCAAACUAAAAAUACAAAAAUAGAUAAAGCAAAUGAACAAAUAACUGCUUUAACAAUAAAAUUAGAAGAUAUUAAAAGUCAAAAAUUAAAUAUUGAAGAAAAAGCAAAAGAACUUGAGGAUAUGAUAGAGGAACAAGAGAAAAAAAAAGCUAAAAUAAUCAAAGAAAUAAAUCGAUUACAAAUUACAAAUCUACGCACAAUGACUCAAAUAAAGGAUUUAGAAAACGAAGAGAAAAUUUUAAAGAUGCAACUUGAAAGGGAAUUUAAAAAAUGUGAUUUAUUAGAUAAAUUAUGUAUUAAAGACGAACAAAUUUUGGAAAAUAAAAAAGAAAUAUGGUAUCAAACAGAAUUUGAAAUUCGAAAAUAUGAAAUGAAAUUGAACAGAUUAAGAGGUCAUGAAUAUGAUAAGUCUAAAAGUGAGAAAAAACAAGAAAAGAUAGAAGAGCUUCAAAAUAAUUUAGAUGAAAAAACAAAUGUGUUUAAGUUAUUGCAAAAACAAAUUACAACUUUAGAAGAUAAUAUGAGAAAAAUAUCAAACAAUUUAACAAGUAGUAAUAGUGAAUUAGAAUCCCUAAGAGAUAAAAGACAAAAUCUUGUUCUUCUUAUGAAUGUAGGAGAAAAAGAAUUAAAAGCUGUUCAAAAUCGUUAUGAGGAAAAACAAGUAGAAGAAAGUAUGUUACGACUUAAAGUAUCUCAAAUGGAAAAAAUGAUAUUUAAUAUUGGAAAUAAUGUUUAUGAUUUGGAAAAAUAUAAACUUGAAUUAGAAGCAGCAGUGCGAGAACGAAAAGCAGAAAUUACAGUGCAAAAAGAAUCUCUAAAUAUUCAAAAAAGAGUUGCCGACGGUGAAUGUUCAGAAUUAAGAAAUGCUAUUGCUGAAAGAAAAAUACGAAUAAAACAAUUACAAGCAAGAUAUGAUAAUUCUACUGCAUUGUUAGGUACUAAUCCUGAUGGUACUCCAAUGAAUACUACACACUUGAAAAUUCAAAAUGCGCAAGAAAGAUAUCUUUUACAAGAACAAGGUGACAAAUUAGAUGAAACAAUAAGAAAAACUGAAGAAGAAAUACAAGCUAUGGAAAAUACAUUACGUGUGAUAAAUAUUUGCAAUGAUAAAUAUAAGAUAACAUUAAGUACAAAUAACCAAGACAUAUCAGAAGUAGAAGAGCAUAAAAAAUUGGAUAAAGAAUUACAAGAUGUUGAACAAAAUUUAAAUCAAAAAAAAGAAGAAUUACAAUCUUUAACUGAAAAUAUGCAGAAAAUACAAAAUAAAUAUGUACAAAUUCUUAAGAAUAUAGAAGAAACUGAAGAAUGUAAAGAAAAUAAAACUCAAUAUUUAACUGACUUAAAGCAUCAAAUUCAUGAGCAAAAAGAAAAAAUAUCUAGAGCUGAUAAAAAUUUACAAAAUGCUAAAAAAAGUAUUCAUCGGCUAUAUGAAACUACAGGAGAUAAUAAUGUUCUUAUACAAGAGAAGGAGAUAGAGCUACGUGAACUUCAAGAACAAAAUUCCAUUGUUUUACAAGAUAUUGCAGAAUUUACAGUCUCUCAUGUAGAAGUUGAAUCUUAUAUUAGAAAAUUAUUAGCAGCUCAAAAUAUAGAAUUACCUUCUGCAAUUUUAUUUAGUCAAUCUUUAUCAAAUCAUUCCCAUAGUCAUACAAAUUCAUCAGAAUGUCUACCAAAAAGUACAAAUCGUGAAAGUACUUAUGAAUCAUCUAAAGAAAGUAUUAGUCAUGUUAUUAAUAUACAACCAGAAUUUGAAAUUCUACCAGUGAGAAACACAAUAAGAAAUACAAAACAAAAGCAACUAUCUGUAAAAGCUUCUGUACAAGCACAAUUAACAAAGAAAAUUUUUUAA